AACUUUUCUUCCUUCCCUGUCAUUUGGACUGAAUAGGUUUGACAUAAUGGCCAUUCGUGUAUUAGAAAUCAUAUUUUUCUUCUAUUUUGCCUCUCACAUUCCUAUCACAUUAUUUAUUGACUUACAAGCUCUUCUACCUGGACAUGUGUAUCCUCAGCCGCUGAAAGACCUUCUGAAGUGGUAUGCAGCGGAGUUCAAAGACCCCAUGAUGUUGGCUCCUCCAGAGUGGUUCAAGUCCUUUAUUUUCUGCGAGGCUUUACUUCAAACACCUUUCUUUCCUAUCGCAGCAUACGCUUUUCUAAAAGGUGGCUGUAAGUGGAUCAGGACUCCUGCCAUUGUGUAUUCUACACAUGUGGCCACCACACUGGUCCCGAUCCUGGCCCACGUCCUCUUUUAUCAGUUCCCUGAGGAACCCCACCCUGGUCCCCAGACCCCGCAGGAGCGCUGGCUGCUGGUCUCCAUAUACGCUCCGUACCUUCUGAUUCCUGUGCUGAUUCUGCUCACCAUGCUGAUGUCCUCCACAUAUAACCCCACCUCCAAGUCUGUAAACACAUCAGCCAAAUCCAAGAAGAGGAACUGAAAGAUUAACAGACUAUAGCUUUCUAAUGAUUGUUUUUUUACAUUUCUAAAUGUACUAUUUUUGUAUGAGCUGCAGACUAUCUAAUAAAACUAUUAUUAGUAGGAAAUCGCCAUUUUAAAACCUGAUACAAUGCACACUUUGAAUGUGAAAAUGUAACCAUUGUUUGUUGGAUGUUUUUUUUAUUGUUUUUUUGCUUUUGUCAGCACUACAGUGACAUUUAUAAUGAAAAAAAUAGCAGUCAGUAGAAAAUUAGGCCACAAAUUAAAAUUUUAAAAUAAAUUUCAAAAUAUUAUGUUUUCCAUUAUGCAUUUACACAUAUCCAUGAAGGUGUGGCACACUGGCUCCAUGCUCCCUGGUGGUUAGUCUCUGCUCUCUGGAGCCAAAAGUCUGGUUCCUAUUUUUACACUGGGUCUUAACCUGAACAGUCUUUCUGUAUGUUAGUUAAUCUGGUCAAUUAUCCUUAGACCAUUAACUCCACACUCACAGAUCAUAAAACACACUUAACAUUGGGAUUAUAAAAUUGAAACUCAAUGGCUGUUGUACACACCUAAUUAUCCAUUUGCACUUUAUUAUAGUAUUUUCAAUUGUUGUUUGUUCUCUAUGUACAAUACAAGGCAAAGCAGGGCACAUUUAUUUGCAUAGCACAUUUCAGCAAGGCAAUUCAAAGUAUUUUACAUAAAACAUAAAAUACAUCAAGACAGGAUAUAAAAGCAAAUAAAAACACAUUUAUAUAUGAUUAAAAGUGUUAAAUUGGAAUUGAGAUUAAGCUGAUAUAGAAUAAGACAGAUAAAACAGGAGAAUAAAAAGUUACAAUAUGGUGGUGCUCAAAUUUGGAUUUAAUCAAGAAUAGUCGUAAACAGAAAAGUCUUCAGCUGUGAUGUAAAAGAACCAAAAGUUGGAGCAGACCUGCAGUCUUCUGGGAGUCUGUUCUAGAUAUGUGGAGCAUAAAAACUGACCAUGUAUUCACCUAGUGACCAGUUUACAAUAUACCUGUAUAAUCUGAUACAAUCAAAUACACCAACUGUAAUAACUCCUGUCUGUGUGAAGUUAUUGAUGUUUAUAGCAGCUUUUAAUACAAUGCAAUACUCUUUCAUUCUCUUUAGACAGAUUUGUGGUACCACAAG
Molecule: messenger RNA, 1704 nt
Organism: Scomber scombrus (Atlantic mackerel)
Lineage: Eukaryota; Metazoa; Chordata; Actinopteri; Scombriformes; Scombridae
Gene: tmem97
Product: transmembrane protein 97
Exons: 3
Coding region: 47-580 (177 amino acids)
Cellular component (GO): endoplasmic reticulum
Source: RefSeq, a predicted model, not a curated record